AGCUGGGGCAAUCCCAGAAGUGAAUCAUUUUCCUGCUCUGCAUGGUCUCCAUGCCAUGGGUCUACAUAGGCAUUGUGUUCCAGGGGUUCACCCCAGAACAUUGGUGCCGGGAUUCAGGGGUGAGUCAGAUCCGGCAGAGCUGUGGCUGGAACCUGAUGGAUGCCAGAAAGAUCACCGUCCCUCUGGUCAACACCUCAGGAGUGCUGGUCCACAGUCAGUGUGAGCAAUAUGACCUGGACUGGAACAAUACGGGUCUGACCUGUGACAACCCAGAGUCUGACCUCACCGACGCCCAUCGCAGCAAAGCUCCCAUGACCUCCUGCAAGGAAGGCUGGGAGUAUGACUACGAAGUCAGACAGUCCUUUGUGACUGAGGGGUUCACCCCAGAGCAUUGGUGCCGGGACUCAGUGGUGAGUCAGAUCCGGCAGAGCUGUGGCUGGAACCUGAUGGAUGCCAGAAAGAUCACCGUCCCUCUGGUCAACACCUCAGGAGUGCUGGUCCACAGUCAGUGUGAGCAGUAUGACCUAGAAAUAGUUUGUUGUUGCCCUGUUAUUAUAAGUGUUUGACAGUUACUUACCUGCCAUUGUUGAGAAGUGGAUGGAUUGUGUUGUUUCUGUGAAUUGACAAUAUGCCGUGCGAGCAGAAAAUAUGUGAGAGAACAUGUCUAUGGUUAUACAAUCCUACUCCCGCAAGCACACAAACUUGUAAUAAAUGUGACAUUAAACUACAAUUAUAAUUAUGUGAGUAUCAUGCAGGAGUAUACAAUUAUGUAAUUAUCUUCCAGGAGUAUAGCAAAAAAAAAAUCCACAUGGUCUAAUUAGCAUAAUACGCAUAAUACACAGUGGAAUUGCACUCUGUACAGCCAGCGCUAUUAAAAAGUAACAUGCUGCCUCUGUUGGCGAGUCAACACUGUAGGUCAAGGGUAAACCUCACUAUUGGACUUUUGAUCUGCUCUUUGCUUUUAAAACCCCUGCACAAAUCCCACUGCAGUCUCACAUAUAGUAUCUCUGCUUCUGACACCCAACUCUGCAACCAUGACCACUUUCGAUGAAAUCCUAGAGGAGGCAGGGAAUUUUGGUCGUUGCCAAAAGCGCAUUUUUGCUCUGCUAUGUAUGGUGUCGUUGCCUUUUUCUGGGGUCUAUGUGGGCAUUGUGUUCCAGGGGUUCACCCCAGAGCAUUGGUGCCGGGACUCAGUGGUGAGUCAGAUCCGGCAGAGCUGUGGCUGGAACCUGAUGGAUGCCAGAAAGAUCACCGUCCCUCUGGUCAACACCUCAGGAGUGCUGGUCCACAGUCAGUGUGAGCAGUAUGACCUGGACUGGAACAAUACAGGUCUGACCUGUGACAACCCAGAGUCUGACCUCACCGACGCCCAUCGCAGCAAAGCUCCCAUGACCUCCUGCAAGGAAGGCUGGGAGUAUGACUACGAAGGCAGGCAGUCCUUUGUGACCGAGUUUGACUUGGUAUGUAAUGAUGCCUGGGUGGUGGACAUGUACCAGGCUACACUGAAUGUGGGCUUCCUUGUUGGAAGCAUAACUUUUGGAUACCUGGCUGACAGGUUCGGCAGAAAAAUGAGCUUCUUGAUGUCCAACCUCUUGAAUGGGGUUGCUGGAAUACUUGUAGCAGUGGCUCCAAACUAUAUAUCCAUGCUUGUAUUUCGCACAAUCUUUGGCUUUGCUGUUAAAGGAGGCUGGAUGUCUGUAUAUGUGCUAAUCACCGAGCUAGUGGGAGUUGAGUACAGGAGGAUGGUGGGCGUGCUUUUACAGUUGUUCUUCAGUGUAGGCAUUCUCAUUUUGACCCUCAUCGCCUACCUCAUCACUGACUGGCGCUGGCUGCAGGUGACCUUCGCUGUUCCUUAUUUCAUAUUUCUAACCUACUUCUGGUUGAUCCCAGAGUCUCCAAGAUGGCUUCUUUCUCAGAACAACUCAACCAAAGCUAAGGAGAUCAUUGAGGCAAUAGCGAAGGAAAACAAGAAAACCCUCUACAAGAACAUUGAGACGCUGAGAGACGACAAUGCACAGACCUCAACUGCCUCGUUCCUGGAUCUGGUCAGAACUCCAAACAUGAGAAAACACACCUUCAUCCUCAUGUUCAACUGGUUCACUAGUGCUAUUGUCUACCAGGGUCUUAUCAUGCGUGUGGGAAUCGCAGGAGGAAACGUCUACAUUGACUUCCUGAUCUCUGGACUGGUAGAGUUCCCUGCUGCCUUCCUAAUCCUCUUCACCAUCGAUCGUAUUGGACGUCGUCUUCCCUUUGCCACGGCCAACAUUGUAGCUGGAGUAUCCUGCUUCAUCACUGCUAUGAUCCCAGAUAGUCACUUCUGGGUCAAAACAGUUGUGGCCUGCAUUGGCCGUUUGGGCAUCACCAUGGCAUUUGAGAUGGUGGUGUUUGUGAACACUGAAUUAUACCCCACCUUUGUCAGGAACCUAGGUGUGUCAGUCUGCUCUACUCUGUGUGACAUCGGAGGCAUCGUGGCCCCGUUCCUGCUCUACAGACUGGCUACCAUCUGGCUGGAGCUGCCACUCAUCAUAUUUGGGGCGAUAGCGUGCAUAGCUGGAGGUUUAGUCUUGCUGUUGCCUGAGACCAGAGGUGUAAGACUUCCUGAGACCAUCGAUGACAUUGAGUUCCCAAACAGACACAAAGAAAACCAUCCGAAGAGUCAACAGCUGACAAAUCUCUUGCCCACUGACAUGACGACCAACAAAGAAGCUACAAUCGUCUGAUCGAUCUUGCUCCGCCUCUUCACAAGAUUGACAGCAUAUUGCACUCACGAAUUUAUGUAGCUUAGCCUAUAUGUUUUUUUGCAUUUGUUGUUUCCCAACACUAGCUGAUGUGAAUCUUUCAUGUUUUUGAGGUGCUGCUAUUUAUAUGUAUUACUGUACAGGACAUCAUUUUAGAUCAUAAUAAUUAUCAUAAUAAUAAUUUAGCUGUUAAAAUACACAAUGGGGAUUUCUAUUAUUGAAAACAAAUAGCCUUUGUUCCCUUUUUUAACAUGUGGUCAAACACCAUGGUUGUGUACCAGGCUAAAACAUAAUUGGAUUGCUUAUCAAUAUAAUUAUUUUAUUUUAUUUUCUAAACAAAAGCAAUGAACCUUGCAAUUUCGGAAGAAAUCACUGACGACAGGUAUUUCAUUUGUACGUUCAAGUCAUAAUAAAACUACAUUUAGGGCUCAAA
Messenger RNA from Oncorhynchus keta (chum salmon), 3171 nucleotides. Its product is annotated as solute carrier family 22 member 2-like. Bases 1035 to 2720 code for a protein of 561 amino acids. Gene Ontology annotation, cellular component: membrane. Gene Ontology annotation, biological process: transmembrane transport. The record is from RefSeq and is a predicted model, not a curated record. The transcript is spliced from 12 exons. Lineage: Eukaryota; Metazoa; Chordata; Actinopteri; Salmoniformes; Salmonidae.